GAGUACUUCCGGUCUCCGGCACCGGAAGCCGCGACCCAGAGCGGUGGGGCGGCAGCCAUGGGUGCCAGGUGGUGCUGAGAACAGUGGGGCAUGGCUGCAGUCCUGCAGGUCCUGCCCUGCUUGGCCCGAGCCCCCUUGCGCCCACUCCUCUUGGGUGGCGCAGUGGUCCGGCUGGCCAGUGGCAUGGCCCUCGCGGAGCAGGCACGGCAGCUGUUUGAGAGCGCUGUGGGUGCCGUGCUUCCAGGCCCCAUGCUGCACCGGGCACUGUCCUUGGAUCCUGGUGGUGGGCAGCUGAAGGUGCGGGACCGGAGCUUUCAGCUGCGGCAAAACCUCUACCUGGUGGGCUUUGGCAAGGCUGUGCUGGGCAUGGCAGCUGCAGCUGAGGAGCUACUGGGCCAGCAUCUCGUGCAGGGUGUGAUCAGCGUUCCCAAGGGGAUCCGUGCUGCCAUGGAGCAUGCUGGCAAACAGGAGAUGCUGCUGAAGCCACACAGCUGUGUCCAGGUAUUUGAGGGCGCAGAGGACAACCUCCCAGACCGUGAUGCACUCCGGGCCGCACUGGCCAUCCGGCAGCUGGCUGAAAGCCUCACGGCUGACGAUCUACUGCUUGUGCUCAUCUCAGGUGGGGGCUCAGCCUUGCUGCCAGCCCCUAUCCCACCCGUCACACUGGAGGAAAAGCAGACACUCACCAAACUGCUGGCGGCCCGUGGAGCCAACAUCCAGGAGCUGAACACAAUCCGGAAGGCCUUGUCCCAGCUCAAGGGUGGGGGGCUGGCUCGGGCUGCCUACCCUGCCCAGGUGGUGAGCCUGAUUCUGUCAGACGUGGUGGGGGACCCUGUGGAGGUGAUCGCCAGCGGCCCCACUGUGGCUAGCGUCCACAACGUGCAAGAUUGCCUGCACAUCCUCAAUCGCUACGGCCUUCGUGCUGCCCUGCCACGUUCCGUGAAGACUGUGCUGGCUCGGUCUGACUCUGACCCUCAUGGGCCACACACCUGUGGUCACGUACUCAACGUGAUCAUUGGCUCCAACGCGCUGGCGCUGGCCGAGGCCCAGCGGCAGGCUGAGGCGCUGGGGUACCAGGCUGUGGUGCUGAGCGCAGCUAUGCAGGGCGAUGUGGAAAGUAUAGCCCGGUUCUACGGGUUGCUCGCCCAGGUGGCUGGAACCUGCCUCACUCUGGCUGGGGCUGGAGCCUCUGCGGAGGAGGCUGAACAACUCCAUGAGCUGGCAGCUGAGCUCCAGCUCCCAGACCUGCAGCUGAAGGAGGCUCUGGAGGCUGUGGUGAGGGCCAGGGGCCCCGUCUGCCUGCUGGCUGGUGGUGAGCCCACAGUGCAAUUGCAGGGCUCAGGAAAGGGUGGCCGGAACCAGGAACUGGCCCUGCGUGUUGGAGUAGAGCUGGGACGACGGCCACUGGGGCCUGUAGAUGUGCUGUUUUUAAGUGGUGGCACCGAUGGGCAGGAUGGCCCCACAGAGGCUGCUGGGGCCUGGGUCAUGCCUGAGCUGGCCAGCCAGGCUGCUGCUGAGGGCCUGGACGUGGCCACCUUCCUAUCUCACAAUGACUCACAUACCUUCUUCCGUUGCUUUCGUGGUGGGGUGCACCUGCUGCACACAGGGCUGACUGGCACCAAUGUCAUGGAUGCCCACCUCCUGUUCCUGCGGCCACGGUGAUGGUGUAGGUUGUGUUUUAGGAGUACAGAGGAGGCCUACAGGACAGCAUCCUGGGGCCGACCAGGGUUGGUCCCCAAGGCCUCACCAGGCCUUAGGGUUCCUUCUUUCCUUGGCCCAGGCUGCUUGGUUGGCCC
Messenger RNA from Puma concolor (puma), 1796 nucleotides. It is a transcript of the gene GLYCTK, whose product is annotated as glycerate kinase. Gene Ontology annotation, cellular component: cytoplasm. Lineage: Eukaryota; Metazoa; Chordata; Mammalia; Carnivora; Felidae. The record is from RefSeq and is a predicted model, not a curated record. Gene Ontology annotation, biological process: protein phosphorylation. Gene Ontology annotation, molecular function: glycerate kinase activity.